Erigeron canadensis is the source of this 1031-nucleotide messenger RNA. RefSeq names its product EG45-like domain containing protein. Lineage: Eukaryota; Viridiplantae; Streptophyta; Magnoliopsida; Asterales; Asteraceae. The record is from RefSeq and is a predicted model, not a curated record. The transcript is spliced from 3 exons. Bases 142 to 621 code for a protein of 159 amino acids.
AAUGUAUACGUUGAUUUAUCCAUAUCAAUUAGUUAGGCGUUGACUCCCAAUUAUAACAAUAUAGUUAUACCAAAUUAUUUUCUCCCUCUUAUUAGCUAGAUCCAAUUAUAAUCACAUCAAUUUCUAUAUUAAAUUAACUCCAUGGAUCAUCAUCAUAAUCAACGGCUUCAAUCUGUUCUCACUUUCGUUAUCAUUUCAAAUUUUCUUCUAGUCUCUCACGGCGAAGUAGGCACAGCCGCGCAAUAUAGCCCACCAUUCUUACCGUGUUACGGCUACGAUUCUGGCCAGUUUCCAUCUAGCAAUCUAUUUGCCGCCGCUGGUGAUGGGAUAUGGGACAAUGGAGCUGCUUGUGGGAGACAAUAUUUAGUAAAAUGCAUAAGUGCGACUGAGCCAGGGACUUGUGUUCCGGACCAAGUGAUUCAAGUUAGAAUAGUUGAUUUUGCGCUCUCAACGGUUUCUCCGCCAUCAUAUGAAGGGACAACCAUGGUUUUUUCCGACACUGCCUUCGGAACCAUUGCCAAUUCUAGCGCUGUCUCUAUCAAUAUCGAGUUUCAGCAGUUUGGCAUACAGUUCAUGUUAAAGCUCAAUUUUUGGUUAACUCGGUAUGUUGGGAUGAUAUAGUCUUGGAUAUGUUGUCCUUUGCACAUAAAAACUCGAUUAAGAAUGUUGUCACAGAGCUUCUCUUGGCUGCUUCUAUAGUACAUUUGGCGCGAAUGAAAUUCAAGAUUAUUUGCUCAAAAGAAGAUGUCACCAGAUCAACUAGCUGCUCCUAUUACUCAUACUGUACGCUUGAAGCUUUUUACUUUUCGUUUCAAGAAGUCAAGAAGGCGGGAAGACUUAACAUGGGAUUUGCCUUCUUAUAUUACUCAUGUUCGCUAAUUUUUGUAAUUUUUUUAUUUGUAAUGUAUAGGCAUAGGAGGUACCUAUUUAUUUGGAUGUUGCACAAAUUGCAUCGGAUAUAAUGCCAAUCUAGUAUUCAACUAGAUUGUCUGUUUUUAUUGAUCUAUAUAAUAUAAUCAGGGUGACGGCCU